AUGGACUCCCUCACACCGCCACAGGUGAGAACAGACAUAGUUUCUGCUGAACUGCAUGCUACCUGACUGCUCAAAACUUUUUCAGUUGAGUAGUUUGAGAGAUAAGAAGACAUUUACUAAAAAAUGAAAAAUACAUUCAGUAAAAUGUGAUUUUUUUAAGAGGAUAUGUUGUGUAUUUUGAUUUAUGUAGCUGUAUUUCUUAGACGGGAAUUUUUUAAGUAGGUCUUUAGUAAUGUAAUGGAUGCAUUCACAACAGUUCACAACGUGUGUGUCAAACUGUGUAAAGUACACAAGUAGACCUCCGAGACUUUUUAUUAAUAACAAAUUAUCAGACACAAUCAGUGUCGGGAGUUAAAUGAAAAUAUGAUUUAUGAUGAUUUAAUUUAUUCAUUUAAAAGUUUAUGCUAAAAAAAUUCAAAUUCAAACACAUGACUUACAUUUCAGUGAAAGUGCAACACUUUUUAAAUAUUGAUCUCGUGUGUAGCUCUUUCUGUGUCAUAUUGUGUGAAUGGAAUUUCACUGCAGCUUCACCACAUGACUACAUAAUCAUUACGCAUGUGAGCGGACUUGUGUUUGUAUCUGUAUGUGUGAGCUUUCUGAACCUGAAGCCCUGAUGAUGAUAAAAAUGUUAUGCUGUUUCAUUCAGAACCAAGAGUUACAUCAACAGUUUUCCAGCCUUGUUUAACAAAUAUGUGAGGACCUCAUGACUUACCGGCUUAUCUGGGAGUCCUUCUCGGCAUUGAAAACGAUACCCUUUAAAUUUAUUAUCUUUUUGGAAAUUUUGGAUAAACUACUGGUGCAGAUGUAAACACUGAAGCCUGGUUAUGACAUGUUGAGCCUGGGCUAUAGUUGAAACAUAUAUGGCAAUUAUAUGUAUUUAGCAGUAUGUAAUAUUCUGGUAACAGCAAGUAAAAGAAUAAUUACAUUAGAGCAAACUGUGGAUAUUUAUAUGAUGAAAUAACAAUACAUUUCAAUGACAAUAAGGUACCAUAGGUCGAUGUUUACUUAAUGUUCAUAAGGCUUUAAGUAUGAUCCCUGCGUCAUCACACGAGGUUUUUUCAAAGUAGAAAUAAGUAAUAAGCAUGUCGUGACACCGACAUUAGCCCUGUCUUACGCAUCAAAUAUCCCGUUAUCUUACAUGUUGUUAACUCAUUCCCUCAUAAACUUGUGCGUUAUCACAGGUUUCUUCUGAACUUGAAUUAAUUACAUGGACAAACACAAACAGCAAAGCAAACACAGGCUUAGCAGCACUUUAAAUGAUAAUGUUUGGUGCUUUAAAUGUUUUGAUUUUUGUUUUUCAGACAAUGGAUGAUCAAUCCAAAGAUGAGGAAUAUGGGGAUGAAAACCAAAGAAAAGCAGACAAAGGUAUUUUUCAUUUCUCACGUCACCUGCCAUGAUUCUUUAUUGCACUAAACUGAGUGUUUCAGUUUGUUUUUGUCUGCCUCAGAGGUCAAAACCAGUCCGGCCCACUCCACCAUGGCUCUGGUAGAGCAGGCUCCAGAGGAGGACCCGUGGGAUCUGCCAGAGCUGAAGGACACUGGGGUCCCGUGGUCAGGUGAAGACUUGUACUGUUACAUUAUUAAGCUGUUUGCUCAAACACAGCAUUGUCUUAUCCUUGAGUUAUUAAACGAGCCUACUCUGAUUAGAUAACGUGUUUCACAGCGAGUCAUUUACACGCCUAGUGAUUGAUAAUAAGUAGCCUACAGUAGAUAUGGUAAUCAUUCCUUCAUCACAGUGUUACUCAACAACACAGGAGCUAAGUAGAGUCAUUAGUUUGGGUGGGUCCUCUAAUAAAAUCAUAUCAAAGAAGAUAGUCUCUUAAAUCUCUUCAUGAACCUUGAAAAAUAGAACGUUUUACGACUGGCCUUGAGGAACCAGUACAUGACAUGGUCUAAAGGUGCUCCCCUCUUUUCCCACCUCCAAGUACAACCUCUGUCAUCUGUCCUCAUAUGAGUCAAAUACACACAGAUGAUCUCCACUCAUGGGACCUUUAUAACUAACUGUCUGUAGCACUUUUAGCUGAGUCUCAUUAGUGGUCAUACACGUGCAAAUGUAUAUUCUGUAUUUUCAAUAAGUCACAUGUCGUUGUAUUUAGAGGAAUUGAUGACAGGUGUGGAAAUCAAAAAAUUUGGCCAUCAACCAAUAAAUCAUUAACCUGUCACUCUGGCAACAAACCAUAUCAGCGCUGACACCCUGAUUAUUUAGGAUUAAUUGGGGUCAUAAAUACAAAGUGACGUUAUCUAAACUUCUGAAACAGCUGACUCUGCGGAUGACCGGACAAAGAUAACUCUGACUUUGUUUUACAGUCUCUGUUGACUUGUCAUAAAGAUGAAGAAUAUAAAAUUAAAUAUGUUUUUUCUUUUUCUGUGUCAUAUUUUAUUCCUCUGUCUCAGCUCUGGACACAAAAGGGAAGUUGUUGCGAGUGGGGGUGUCAGUGUUGAAGGGGGCAAUACUGCUUGGUCUGCUCUACAUGUUCAUCUGUUCCCUCGACAUCCUCAGCUCAGCUUUUCAGCUUGUUGGAGGUAAAGACACCGACACCUGUUUAAAGGCAUCUACAAUGUGAUGUUUAGAUAUCUGUCUUCAACUGCGUUUUUAUCUUAUGGAUGCAGUAUGAUCUUAAAUAGUUACCUUUUGUUUUUUUGUGUGUGUUUGUGUGGACCCCAGAAAGAUAAGCUAUCACCUUGUGGGAGUUAACAGAAUGGUCCCAACAGAAUAGAGAAGCAUAGUGAUAGAAAGCUGCGAAACUUUCCCCUAGAGCAGGUGGGCAAUCAUGUCUCAUGGAGGGCCGAGAGGCUGCAGGUUUUCUUUCCAACCCAAAACUCCACCAGGUGAUUUCACUGAUCAGUCCCUGCUCUCUGCUUGGAGGUAAUUAAGGUAAUCAGUGAAAUCACCUGGUGGAGUUGGAAAGGAAACCUGCAGCCUCUCGGCCCUCCAUGGCACAUGAUUGCCCACCCCUGACCUAGAGGAAACAUAUGCAUGGAAUAUAAAUAUUUUUUUAUAACAAUGAGUGUUUCCUCUGUAUAUCAGUCAGGGGAAGUCCGUGUAAGGUAAACUUAAUAAGAUUCACUUUGAGAUUCAUAAAUAUGGACGAACUGAAACUGAUCUGAUCACUUCUCCCAAGUGCUGUAUCUCACCCUUAGGGUAAUAUUCGCUCUCUUUAACGAGCUGUUUUUCUAAAUGUUCAUGCUUCUGUGUUCACCUUGUCCAGGUAAAGCAGCCGGUGACAUCUUUCAGGACAACUCGGUUCUAGCCAACCCUCUGGCUGGUCUGGUUAUUGGUGUUCUGGUCACCCUACUGGUCCAAAGCUCAUCUACCUCUUCCUCCAUAGUCGUCAGCAUGGUCUCCUCUGGAUGUGAGUGCAAGCCUACACCUCACAAACAAACACAUUAAUUCACACAAUAUGAAUGAUGAUGAUGAUGAUUUUGGUGGUGAAAAGUGUUUAAAGGACUGAUCAUGAAAAACCCCUGUGUGUUUUGGCAGUGCUCACAGUCCAGCUAGCUGUUCCCAUCAUCAUGGGCACCAACAUCGGCACCUCUGUCACCAACACAUUGGUUGCAAUGACGCAGGCUGGAGAACGCAGCACCUUUCGCAGGUAGUCGUCAAUAAAUAUAGUUAUUAUAUUAAUUAAAUAUCUGUUUUUCAGAGACGCUCUUCCUUGUUGAAUUACAUGAAUUUAUGAGAGUUACACAGCAGAGGUUCACAUUCUACUGCAUCAUUGUUUGACCCUGAAUAACCUUUUAACAGUGUGACUGUAAAGUGCUGAUGGAGCAAUCAUUUUCAAGACUUAGCUGCAAAUCAGAAACACUAGGAGACCAGGGACAUCUGGUCAGAGUAAAACCAGAUUUUUAUCGUGAUCCUUGAUAACAAGGUAUACAACCUGAUAAUGUGACCAAUACAACCUGCUUUAAUUAAGUAAAACUACAGACUUUGUUAAAAUUUGCUGUUGAAGUUUCAGGGAUUUAUUAGCUACAAGCUAUCGAAAAUUGACCACGUCAAAUCUCCCCACCUUGCUUUUAUCAUUUAUGAUUCUGAAGUUUUUAAAAUAAUUUUUACUGCUGUAAUGAUUACACUUAUCUACUUGUGUAGGACAUAACAACAACAAUAUAUUAGGGAGAGACCAAAGGUCGCUUUACUUUGCAUUUAUCGCUUUUUACUUUUUCACGCAGGGCUUUUGCAGGCGCCACAGUGCACGACUUCUUCAACUGGCUCUCUGUGCUGGUGCUUCUGCCGCUGGAAGUCGCUUCUGGUUAUUUGUAUGAAGUCACAAAGCUCAUCAUUGACUCCUUCCAAAUCCAGAGUGGAGAGGCUCCAGACCUGUUGAAUGUGAUCACUGAUCCCCUCACUGAGUCAAUAAUAGAGGUACUAACUUGACUGUGAUGAUGAUGAUGAUGAUGUGCAAACUAACCUCUAGUCUGAGAAAUGUGACACAUGAAUCUGAGAGGCAGAGUUUGUUUUUUUCAAGGGUUAUUGUAAUCUAGCUAAUUUUAGUCCCUUUGAUUUGAAUCACGAUCUCUUUGUCUUUCUGACAUAGUUGGAUAAGUCCGUCAUCAGUGGAAUUGCCACCGGAGAUCCAGCAGCAAGGAAUAAGAGUCUCAUUAAGAUAUGGUGCAAAACCUUCACCAACAUAGUAAGAGCGAAACAACAUUUUUACAUGUUCAUUAUUCAGAAAACUUGAUGGAAAUCUUCAUCGUCAAACUGUCCCUUUCUUUUAGAGCUUAGAGUACGUGGAAGUUCCAGGUCCGGAGAACUGCACAUCUCCAUCACUCUGCUGGGAGCAGGACAACAAGACCUAUACACAGAUGAAUAUUUCAAAUACUUACGGUGUUGAGAAAUGUAAGAUCACUUUUCAGAGGAUUUAUACACCACAAUUUGACCACAUACAUGUGUAGAGCAGUGGUUCUCAACUGGUCUCACUCUGGGACCCACAUUUUGUCCUUGGUCCUUAAGUCAUGACCCAUUUUUAUAAAAUUCAAACCAAGCAAAUAUAUUUAUUUUGAUAAAAAAAGGAAUCUAAUCUUUAACAUAAAUCCACUUGUUUUAUUAAGUAAAGUGCAUUUCAGAACACACGAAGGGGGCAACAUGAGGACGACAACUACUGAAGUUGCAUAUACAGAAAAUAUCUAAUAAAUGUCACAUUAAAUAUUUACUUUUUCGACCAGCUGUCCGUGACCCAUCCAGAACGUGUCCACGACCCACUUUUGGGUCAGGACCCACCAGUUAAGAACCACUGGUGUAGACUGUUAUUUUUCAUAAUAAUAAUAUUAAUAACACUCUUUUGUUAACUUCGGAACCUUUUUGCAUUUUUACUUGCAUUUACAAUCCUCCAAACCCAAACAUAUUUCUUACCUCCAACUGUUGCUGUUUUUGGAGAAAUGUGGAGCAUUUUGCAAAGAAAUCAAAUAGAUUUUAAGGGGUAUAUGAACGUGCACUGUUGCUUUCCUUAAAACAAUUCAUCAGCUCUUUUAAAGAAAAUCUUCUCACCCAAACGUGACGAGCAAAACCAGGCUUCUCUUCUAAAGCUCAUCUGACUGUAGGCUCUAAAUCCACUCCCCUUCUUCCAUCCCAGCCCUCUUGGUGGCGGUAUUGCAUCUCUUACCUCGUCUGCCGGUUGUCAAUGAUUACCAGAAAAAUUCAAUUCAGUUUUCAUGUGUUUUUCAUCAUGGGGAGAAACAUGUCAGUUACAGUUUGCUAACCUGUUUAGACCAUGUGGAUUAAAAACAUGAAAAACAACAGUCCUCUUUAAACUUAAUGUGUUUUCUUGUGCAUGCAGGUGCACAUAUAUUUGCAAAUACGACUCUACCUGACCUGGCAGUGGGUCUGAUCCUGCUGGCCGCCUCCCUGCUUGUCCUCUGCUCCUGCCUCAUUCUGAUUGUCAAGCUGCUCAACUCCAUGCUGAAGGGACAGGUGGCCACAGUCAUCAAGAAGAUCCUCAAUACUGGUUAGCAGCACACACACACACACACACACACACACACACACACACACACACACACACACACACACACACACACACACACACGUGCACCUAAUGCGUGAAUAUUGUACACAUGUUAAUGAUUUCUUGUUUUUGCAGACUUCCCAUUUCCCUUCGGUUGGGUCACAGGUUACAUCGCCAUCUUAGUCGGAGCAGGCAUGACCUUCAUUGUGCAAAGCAGCUCGGUUUUCACCUCUGCAAUAACUCCACUUGUUGGUGAGCUUAAUUAUCUGUUUAUUACUUGAACUAAUUGCCUCUAAGUGUGUGUCCUUCAAGAAAUCUUUGUCUUUAACUCAUCAUUGUACUCUGUAUGAACAAGUUGGGUGGCCCUCUCUAACCAUGCAUAGACUGAACUGUUGGCACAUCCUGACUUAGAAGGCUAUACCUGGCCUGCUUCCACCAUACUUGUGUAUUUGUAUUCAUAUUAAAAGUUCUGGAAGCUAUAGCCUUCGUUCUGCGACUCAGACACAAAAUCUAGAUUUGCUAUCUGUCCCCAAAGUUUGUCUUGAAAUAGGCAAUAGAAGUUUUAGAUAUGCUGCUCCUGCAGACUGGAAUCUGCUUCAAGAAAAAAUGUGUCUUGUUGAGCUGGUCUCUUUAAAUCUUUUUUAAUGUAGAUUAAAGGCCCUAGAGGAAGAUGAAGCAGGCUGUAAUGCUUUAACUAAAAAUGUUCUACUCUGCAACUUCGACUUCCUGGUUUUUAUGUCUGUAUAUGUCUGUAAUUGUUUAUGUCUGUAACAUUGUAAAAGUACUGCUGCCUUUCUUGGCCAGGAAACUCUUGCAAAUGAGAUUUUUAAUCUCAAUGCGUUUUUUUCUGGUUAAAUAAAGUUUCAUCAACAUUUUUUUACAUAAGGGUCCUGCACCUAUAGUGAAAACAUGUUUUCUCUUGGCCUUCAAUUUUUCUUUUAAUUCAAGUAUCUAGAGCAGGGGUCGGCAACCUUAAACACUCAAAGAGCCACUUGGACCAGUUUCCCACAGAAAAGAAAACACAGGGAGCCACAAAACCUCUUUGACAUCUAAAAUGAAGAUUUUUUUUUUUUUUAACCUUUAUACAAAGUAUAUAAAAAACUGUAGCGAGUUGCAUUUAUGAAAUAAAUGAACUAUUUCGGCGAGUGUCUGUCUUCUUCUGUAGUUAAACCGCAAGAUAUCAAAAUCUACCCGGAUACAGCAAUGCUGCUUUUUGAUUGGCUGUUCAGUAGAUAUACUUUAUUUGAUUGGCUUGUGCGUGGCACGCAGCUUCUGAACUCUCGGAGGAACUCAGUUGAUUUCCCCCAGUUCCAAAGUUGAAGAAGUGCAACUUGGUGGACAUAACCGUGUUCAUUUAAAUGCGUGAGAAAUACAAUGUGUGGUGUGUGAGCGUGUGAACGAGUGGGAAUGCGUGUGUCAUACGCUGAAUGCGUGAGACUUGAGAGCCCUGUACUCACGCAUCAUCGAUGUACUCCCGAGCCAUGCAGAACGGUCUUUGCAAAUGUUGCACUGAACGCCUUCCUUUUCAGUCUUGGUGAAGUUUUCCCACACCACUGAUGUUUUAGGUCGGGAUUUGGGUUGGGUUGUGUCCAUGUUUUUCUCAGCCGCUGCCUCGGCCAUGGCUGUUUCUUUUCUGUGCGUCCUGCUGAUGUUUACACGCCGGUGUCCAUGGACAUAUAUAAAGACCCGACGAAUCGAUUACAGAAUUUGUUGGCAACGGAUUUUUUCGUCACGACGAAUCUACUUAAUCGAUUCGUUGUUGCAGCCUUAAUAGUUUAUUUAAUGUUACAAGAGCAUUAUAAUCUUUGAAUUUAGAAUUACAAAAAAAAAAUAAUAAUAAAAUAAAAUAAAAUGCAAUCAAGUAUUUAUUAUUUAUUUUCCAAAUCCAUUGGGAGCCGCAGCUUAGGGAAGAAAGAGCCGCGGGUUGCCGACCCCUGAUCUAGAGCCUAAAGGUCAUAAAUAUAACACAUUUCCUCCUAGAACAGGGAGGCCUCUGGCAGUGGAGAGAGUUUCAGAGACAGUGUUUGUGAAAAUCUCUUCUUCUUUUUAUUUUGAAUAGGUAUUGGUGUCAUCAGCAUAGAAAGAGCGUACCCAUUGUCUCUGGGUUCGAACAUUGGCACAACUACGACAGCCAUUCUGGCAGCGAUGGCAAGUCCGGCAGAAACACUGGCUAAUUCUCUGCAGGUCAGUAACUCCCACAAAAAGAACGUGCACACAUGUAAGAUUCCCACUGAGGCUAAGAUUAAGACAUAUGAACUAAUGUAGGACAUAGGAUGCUGUUUUUGUCCUGAUUUCUCUCUGAGCUGUUAUUACCAUUUUUAUUAUUAUAUGUAAGUAUAUAAAGAACUUUACUGUAUAUCAUUAAACACAGAAAGUCUCUAAAGGUCUGUCACAGUUGGAAUGAAAAUUUAAAAUGAUACUUGAUGGCCCAUCAGAUUAAUCAAUUAUCGUCAGUUAUUUUCAUUAAUCUCAGUUCAACUGGAUUGUUUUCCAUUAUUUUUGAAGAGGUUCCUAAAAUGAAAUUACUAAAGCCAAUACAGAUUUGAACUGUGUGUGUGUGUGUGUGUGUGUGUGUGUGUGUGUGUAUGAUUUUUUAAUGAGCCAUGAGAUUUGAAGGAUGGCCACUAGGGUAUAUUAGGUCUCCAGAUUUCCAUUAAUAUGAUAAAGAUAGGAUUUUAAAGGAUAUAUAUAAGAACUUUGGCUACUGGCAUUUUCACAUGAUACAUCUUUUAUAAAUGUGUCAUAACCUGUCAACAAAGCCAGUAUCUGCUCAGAUCAAUCACUGCAUCCCUAAAAGCAUUACAUUUUCAGAAGUGUGUUAAUUGAGCACAACCAUUUCACCAAAAAACACGACAUCAAACACAGCCCAAGAGCUAAAUACUCAAUACAAGUGUUGGCUAAAUUUGCUUAUUUAAUUAGGGCUGGUAAAAUCUUCUAUUCAUUAAAGGCCUUUGUUAUAAAUUACACUAAUACCAAACAUAUAUUAUAACACAUUUUAAUUAUAAUUUAUUCCUUUUUUUUAUUUCUCCAGAUUGCCCUCGUGCAUUUUCUGUUCAACAUCUCUGGUAUUAUUCUGUGGUAUCCAAUCCCCUUCACUCGAAUCCCCAUCAGACUGGCCAAAGGUCUUGGUAACAUCACGGCCUCCUAUCGCUGGUUUGCUGCUGUCUACAUCAUCUGCUGCUUCUUCGUUUUACCGCUCUUUGUUUUCAGCCUUUCGCUGGCUGGUUGGAAGGUUCUAGUAGGCGUGGGUGUACCUCUGCUCGCAAUACUGAUAAUCAUCGUCAUCAUCAAUGUAUUGCAGAAGAAGAAGCCCAGGUGUCUGCCAACACGGCUGCGAUCCUGGGACUUCCUCCCUCUCUGGGCUCACUCCCUGGCUCCCUGGGACAAAGUGGUUACUGCGUGCACGGCCAAAUGCUGCUGCUGCUGUAAAUGCUGCCAAAUUCCUGCUGACGCCCAAGGGCAGACAGGAUCAGCAGACAGUGACAAGAAACUUUGCACAGCUGUGUACGAUAACCCUGCCAUGAGUGCAGAGAAGGAAGUGGAGGAUGAGAUCAAAAUCGAGCUUAAGAUUCUGAACAAUACCCGGCUGUGA
Messenger RNA from Xyrichtys novacula (pearly razorfish), 9530 nucleotides. The record is from the annotation of a GenBank genome assembly. Lineage: Eukaryota; Metazoa; Chordata; Actinopteri; Labriformes; Labridae.